UGCAUGGGAGUCACGGCACGGCGCGGCACACGGUACGCAGCGCAGCCAAACGUCCGACAUGAAAUCAUCACGCUGGCACGCUUGGCAGAUGCAUGCGCAUCACACGCCGCACGUACGCCCCAGCCUCGCUCACUUGCAUACGAGCUAAGGGGCCCCCGCAACAUCACAUACCGCUCAUGCACAACUCUCGACCAAUCGAGCGUGCUCACCCUCCCCUCCCGAUGUGACGAGUGUGCAGCACAUGGUUGCAACUAGCCUUGCAGGCCCUGCAUCACACUGGUCACUUGAAGCUCGCCUGCCUGCAUCCCGUGUGCAGCAACAGCUGAGCCCAGCACAGCUAGGCAAGGUGUUGCCACACGCUCGCAUCUCCCAGGCUCCGCACCCACCGUGCGCCCAGCCUCGCCACUCACUUGCGCGAUCCCUAGCCAGCUCUCUACACGCGCAAGUCGGUCCUCUCAAUCACUCCCACGCAUCCAAACCUGUCCUUUCCUUCCUACCAACAAUCCAAACCACUAGCGCGCGUUCACAUGACCUUACGUCACUGCGCUCAACCGCGCAAGCUAAAACGCGCCUUGAUCCAACAUCUCCAAAAAGAAGAUCGAUGAAGCCGGCACAGUAAUUGCCAAAACACGGCGAGGCUUUGUAAUCGUGGUUGCGGAAAAUCGCUUAGGAGC
Neohortaea acidophila is the source of this 674-nucleotide messenger RNA. RefSeq lists its product as uncharacterized. The record is from RefSeq and is a predicted model, not a curated record. The coding region runs from base 242 to 619 and encodes 125 amino acids. Lineage: Eukaryota; Fungi; Ascomycota; Dothideomycetes; Mycosphaerellales; Teratosphaeriaceae. The transcript has a single exon.